Molecule: messenger RNA, 1784 nt
Organism: Rosa chinensis
Lineage: Eukaryota; Viridiplantae; Streptophyta; Magnoliopsida; Rosales; Rosaceae
Exons: 4
Coding region: 496-1599 (367 amino acids)
Molecular function (GO): zinc ion binding
Source: RefSeq, a predicted model, not a curated record
AAUUGCUUAGGAGCAAUCUUGGAUCCACAAUUGAUAUAAAGACACAAAUAGAUGGUCCUGUAAGGAGGUUCCACAUGAUGUACAUCUGUUUUGCAGCAUGCAAGGAGGGCUGGAUGAGGGGUUGCAUGCCUAUUAUUUGUUUGGAUGGUUGUCAUGUCAAAGGGCAGCAUCCUGGACAGCUUCUAACUGCAGUUGGUAUAGAUGCAAAUAAUAGGAUGUUCCCAGUUGCAUAUGCCUUGUGUGAGGUUGAGAACCAAGAGACAUGGACCUGGUUCCUUGACUAUCUAAAUGUGAUCUAAGAAUGGAAAGGGAUAGUAGCUAUGUGUUUAUGACAGAUAAACAGAAGGGGCUGGGAAAUGCAAUUGUUAUGCUAAGCAUAGGCACUGUGUUAGGCAUCUCUACAAUAAUUUCAAGUCAAAACAUCCAGGAGAAGGCCUCAAGCAGUUGGUUUGGAAUGCAGCUCGUUCUAGUACUCAAGUUUGGUAUAACAAACACAUGGAUGCCUUGAGGGAGCUAGAUGAGGAUGCCUGGCUGUGGUUUCAAGACAAGAGUCCAGCACAAUGGUCAAGGGCCUUUUUCAGAGAUGAAUCUAAGUGUGACAUUUUGCUGAACAAUAUGUGUGAGUCUUUUAAUUCAGCUAUUCUACCUGCUAGGGAUAAGCCUAUAUUGACUAUGUUGGAGAAGAUUAGGAUGGACAUGAUGGUUAAGAAUGCAAAUAGAAGGGUGGUAUGUGAGAAGUGGAAGGACUUCGUUGGUCCUAGGAUAAAGAAGAUAAUUGAUAAGAUAGGGCAGAGAGCUACACAAUAUCGAGCACAUAGAAGUGGGGAGUUUAUUUUUCAAAUAAUUGGAACUGGUGAGGGAGGCAGCAAGCAUGCUGUGGAUUUGGGACUCCACACUUGCACAUGUAAGAGGUGGCAGCUUAGUGGGAUCCCUUGUGUGCAUGCAAUUUGUGCAAUCAGAUUCAAGAAACAAGAAGCAGCCUUGUAUUGUGAUGAUUUCCUCAUGCCUAGCUCAUAUAUGGAGGCCUAUAACCCCAUCAUCUAUCCCAUUGCAAGGGAGGAUAAUUGGGAACUUGUUGACUAUUCCAUUGCACCUCCACCUUACAAGCAGCAAGCUGGAAGACCUAAGAUGAAAAGGCAUAAAAAACCAGGAGAGAAAGAAAAUCACCCACCACCACCUACUCCUAAAGAAGGGAAACUCUCUAAAGCUGGGAUUAAGAUGUUCUGCAAAAUAUGUGGCCAGCAAGGACACAACAAAUUGGGUUGUCCUAUAACAAAGGCCAAAAAAGCAGCAGCAGGAGAAGGAACAUCAAGUGGAGCAGCUCCAAACAAGAGGCAGAGAAAUGAGGUCAACAGAGCAGCUGCACCAAAGGGGUCUACUAACGUCAAGGACCAAGUUAUCAGGUCUAGGAAAACAUGGAAGAAAAUCAAGCAAACUGUGGAGAGUACUUCGGGUCCCAAUGUUGGUGCCUCAACAUCACAAUCAAAUCAGCAGCCUCCCACUCAAAGUAGCCAGAAUCCGGCAGCUGGGAGUGCUCAAUGGAAAGAAUCAGAGCCUAUGCAACCAAGCCAAGCUUCAUCUGAAUAUGCAGCAUUUUAAUCCAAUUUGAACUAUUUGGUUUUUGUUAUUGCUUAAUGCUUACAUUUUGCUAAACUAUCAGUCAACAUUAAGCACUUGUUGCUUAUGCAUUUUGCUGGACAAAUUAUGUAUGAGUCAUUUGUCAAUGGAUGAUUCAAUUCUUAUGAUCUUUUUCAUAUUAAAGUGAUUGAUUGAAUUAGCUUUUA